This is a messenger RNA of Artibeus jamaicensis (Jamaican fruit-eating bat), 3438 nucleotides long. It is a transcript of the gene PHF13, whose product is annotated as PHD finger protein 13. The record is from RefSeq and is a predicted model, not a curated record. Bases 247 to 1149 code for a protein of 300 amino acids. Gene Ontology annotation, molecular function: chromatin binding. The transcript is spliced from 4 exons. Gene Ontology annotation, biological process: mitotic chromosome condensation. NCBI's taxonomy places the organism in Eukaryota, Metazoa, Chordata, Mammalia, Chiroptera, Phyllostomidae.
CGCCUCUCCCGCCGCGGGAGCUGCAUCGCUAACUCUGCUCGACCGUGGAGUCGCUGGCCCGGGAGCAGAGAGUUCUGGACGCGACGCGUCGCGCCGAGCCCCCCAUCACCUCUAGCCGGGGCGACCCCUCCCCGGUCCGCCCAGGUCCUAGGAGGCCGCCGGAGCCUCCAGCCCCGAGAGACUCCACGGUUCGGUGGCGGCAUUCCGGCCCCGGCACUCCCACAGCCGCCGCCCCCCACCCUGAACAUGGACUCCGACUCCUGCGCCGCCGCCUUCCACCCUGAGGAGUACUCCCCCGGCUACAAGAGGCGCAGGACCGUGGAGGACUUCAACAAAUUCUGCACCUUUGUCUUGGCCUACGCGGGCUACAUCCCUUACCCGAAGGAGGAACUCCCUUUGCGGAGCAGCCCGAGCCCUGCCAACAGCACGGCAGGCACCAUUGACAGCGAUGGCUGGGAGGCCGGCUUCACUGACAUCUCGUCCACGGUGCCCUUGCCAGUCUCCGAUCGCUGCUUCGGCCACCUGCAGCCCACCCUCCUUCAGCGAGCCAAGCCCAGUAACUUCCUGCUGGACAGAAAGAAGACCGACAAGCUGAAGAAAAAGAAGAAGAGGAAGCGAAGAGACAGCGACGUGCCCGUGAAGGAGGGGUACAUGGGCAGUCUGCUGAAGCUGGAAGCCCCCGAUCCGUAUGUGGAGACCCCCACAAGUCCCGCCUUGCAGGCUAUCCCCCAGGCCCCUGGCGAUUCCUGCUCAGGCUGGGACUCCGAUACUCCUUCGAGCGGGUCCUGUGCCGCCGUGUCACCCGAUCAGGUCAAAGAAAUAAAGACUGAAGGCAAGCGGACUAUCGUCCGGCAGGGAAAGCAGGUGGUGUUCCGUGACGAGGACAGCACCGGCAAUGACGAGGACAUAAUGGUGGAUUCAGACGAUGACUCGUGGGACCUCGUCACCUGCUUCUGCAUGAAGCCAUUUGCCGGACGCCCGAUGAUAGAGUGUAAUGAGUGCCAUACUUGGAUUCACCUGUCCUGUGCCAAAAUCCGGAAAUCCAAUGUUCCGGAAGUGUUUGUCUGCCAAAAGUGCCGGGACUCCAAGUUCGACAUCCGCCGUUCCAACCGUUCCCGAAUGGGCUCUCGGAAGCUUUUUCUGGACUGACUGCUGGUGAGGGAGGAGACUGUGGGUGAAGAAUCAGUCGGAAGGGAUGGUGGGCUUUCUGGCCCUUUUCUAAGUUGAGCACAGAACUCUCAGCUCUGGUGCAGGCAGACCCCUGCCAUUCAGGUGCCUAAGCAAAAGGACAGGCUGUCCAAGGUAUAAUCUGUACAUAGCCGGUAACUGAAUAAAGUCCUUGCAGGCCAAAGCUGCUGCUAGAGCUGCGUUCUCUGCACUGGAGGUGGGCUCAGCACUCCAGUGCAGUGGGUUUGCUUCAGCUGAAGAGGAAGGUCCAUGGUAGUUGUGAAUUCUUGCUAUUGUUAACAAACUCCCACCAAUUAGAACAAGUGCUGUUACUCCUGCUUCCGCUGUGUUGGGGACAAAUGUUUCCUCGGCCUGUUAACAAACAGCCAUACGUGCAAAGUUUUUCUCAAGUGUAAGUCUUUGACCGUAAAUGUCUGUACAGCAACCAUCAAAGCUGCCCCUCCCUCAGUGGCUCGCUCCCCCCACUGCCUCGUUGCUGCCUCUGUCCCCAGGGGCUGCCUGCCGGACUCCUGUCUCCCUCUGAGAGGAGCUGGGGGUGUGGGCAAGCUAGUGAUCCUUAGGUUUCCUUCUGUUCAUUAAAAAGGAUAGUGUGUGGCCGCUUUGCUGUAGAAAGAGGGUUGCUUGGGGGGUUGAAGUGGCCCAUGUUUGUAACUCAGUUUCCUGUUUUGCACGAUGUAAAAAUCCUGUCUAUUUGCACGAUGUAGCCAAAAGUAUUGGCAGAUUUUUGCCUGGGCGCCCUUUUUCUCCACUUGGCCUAUGGGAGCCUGUUGGGUGCCCAGGCAAGGGGGCACUUGGGGUCGUUCCUCAUCUCUUCCCUCACCUUGUUCCAGUAGCAGCAUAAAAGUUAGGCAGACGCUCGGGAAUGGUUCCUGUGCUUAAUGGGUAAAGGAAAAUGGGAGACGGGCCUCUCCUCCGGUGAUUCUUAGUGUCCCCUAGUACAGGUUGGCCUGCUGGUUUCACAGGCCAAGGUUAGGACCCGAAGCCUUUUUGGUGAGUGAGAUGGUAACACUGGCCUCCAAUGACAUACCAUUGAACUGUGCAGAGUUGCUCGCCUCUGGACUGGGGAGACCCCGAGGGCCUAGCUCUGGAGAGGCCUGGGAGUCUGUCCGGGAGCCUUGCCAGGCUCUGCCCCAGUGAGCCCUGGGGCACUGGUGGUUCUGGGGCUCCAAGGGGGAGGGCUUCAGCUUUGUCCCUGACGGUGUUUUAGCAGUUCCAAUACGUGUUCUCAGAAAUUUUUUUUUAAUGGAUGGGUGUGUUUUCAUGAACAUUGUUUCUUGUAAAAGCAUGAAAAGGGAAGAAUGCCCAAGUUGCUCAUGUGUGUUUACAGCAGGAGGGAGCCCAGUCUCCCUGUGGGGGGCUUCUCCACGGGGCACCCUGUGUGGGCCAGCAGGCGGGCUCCCUCUACCUUCUCUCACUGAAGCACCUGGGGUUGGAGCUGUAACUGGCUAAGCAGAGCCUGUAUUUCAUCCUAGUCUCAUUCACGCGUGACCAGCCAACUGCCUUUUUUGUGUUUAAUUCUGUUGCUUUUAAUAACACAAAAAUAGACGUAGCUUUUGAAACCCAGUUUACUGUAGAGACCCCCCAAGGGAGAAGCCGUGUUGUAGAAAGAAGCAGUAAGCUGGGUCAGAAACGAACUGGUCCGCACAGCUGAUUCUGGCUCUGACCAGGGCUGCUGUGCGGAACUUGGGGGAGGAAUUUGCCAAAGAUCUGCCCCAGGACAUUGUCUGUCCAGUGUCCCCACCAUGAGAGUAUAGCCAAAGUUCCAAAGUGGUUUUCUUCCUUUUUAAACACAGAGUUUUAAAAGUGUGUCUAAGAGUGUGUGCGGUUUUACAGCAAGCGGCCGGCGCUGGCAGUUGCUCUGUGAUGUGCUCUCAGAAGGUUUGGUGCCUGGCGACCCCUGGAAGGCUCUGUCGCUCAUCUCAGUUUGUUUCUUUUCCUUUUUGUUCCGACAGCUGUGUCCCUGUGGGUGGUGUCUAAGAAGUCAGGACACCUCACUUUUACCUUGGUUGAGCUGGCAGCUGCAAUCAGCUUUAUGCAAAUUAGGCAUGGCCCAUCUAGGGGCUCCUGGUUGGUGGCUGAUGGAGUGAGGGGAGGGAAAAGAUGUCACCCCAAAAGUAAGCCCCUGUCAUUGGCUUUGGCCAGGCCAGACACUUAACAUCGUUUACGUGGUUCUGUGUAAAGUUUAUGUGUAAAAACGAAGCUGUUUCUGUGAAACUGUAUAUUUUGUAAAUAAAGAUAUUGCUACUUUGA